Molecule: messenger RNA, 2304 nt
Organism: Penicillium pulvis
Lineage: Eukaryota; Fungi; Ascomycota; Eurotiomycetes; Eurotiales; Aspergillaceae
Exons: 3
Coding region: 1-2304 (767 amino acids)
Biological process (GO): DNA-templated transcription; positive regulation of transcription from RNA polymerase II promoter by galactose
Cellular component (GO): nucleus
Molecular function (GO): RNA polymerase II cis-regulatory region sequence-specific DNA binding; zinc ion binding; DNA-binding transcription factor activity, RNA polymerase II-specific
Source: RefSeq, a predicted model, not a curated record
AUGUUCCACACUUUUGAAAGUUUCGAGAAUCCGACAGCAGCGACUCCUGUCAAAACUCGCCCCGCAACCGAGCGCCGCGAGUCAGUCAGUCGCCGUGUUACAACCUUACGCGCAUGUACAUCAUGUCGACAUCGGAAGAUUAAAUGUGAUGGCGAAAAACCAUGCGAGGCAUGUCGGUGGUAUAAGAAAGCAGAUCAGUGUCAUUACUCUGACCCAAGGCCAUCCAGAAGGCAUGUUGAGAAGCUUUCCACGACUUUGGAUGAAUAUCGCAGCAUUCUGGGGAGGCUCUUUCCCAAUGUAGCCCCCGAGUCCCUUGUCAAUCUGUCACGGGAAAAACUACUUGAACUCACAUCAGCAUUGCCGUCAAACUUGCCGGCACAAAUUAAUACGCACCAUGCCGCUUCACCUUCCACAUCGGGUUCCAUGGAGGCCCAUGUAUCUCCACUGUCUAAUGAAGAUGACAACCUUGAGUCUCUUCAGAGCAUGCCAGAGGAACUAGACGAUGGCCGCCAUGGUCAUUCUAGCUUCUUAGUUGAAGGCGUCUCUGAUGAUGUCAACGCAUUGUCUUUGUCGUCCAGACAGCCUUCAUCCUAUCUAGGGGUAUCUUCUAUUCAGGCCGUUCUCAAAGUCAUUCUCUGGCUCGAUCCAGGAUGUGCCUCCUUCUUUGCUCGAACGCCAGCGGUCCAUCCGCGCGACGAGGUGGAUCUUGAAUAUGAUCCCCAAAACGCAUGGCCUCCUCAGCCGCCAGUAACUCCGCCCCCACCUUCUAUUCCACCGAGUGAAAUGCAGAUGCUCGAUGCGUAUUUCUGUUAUUUCCAAGCAUUUGCUCCGAUGAUCGAUGAGAGGUCAUUUCGAGAAUCUUAUAUGACUGGCCAUCGGAAGGAUGACCAUUGGCUGUCACUGCUGAACAUCGUUUUAGCACUGGGUAGCAUCGCUGCCACAAGUCCAGAUGAUAUGACGCAUCAGACCUACUUCCUGCGCUGCAAGAGCCACUUGAGCCUUAGUUCACUGGGCAGCUCUCACAUUGAAACUAUUCAAGCUUUCGGCCUCAUUGGUGGUUGGUAUUGUCAUUAUAUCAGCCAGCCGAAUCUGGCUUAUUCCGUGCUCGGUGCUGCAUUGCGAAUGGCAGCCACACUGGGAUUGCACAAAGAGUUUUCAGAGAGUCGACAAGCUCCCGGUCAUGUGAAGCUUGCCUCCGUGGAUCUCAAGCGUCGAGUCUGGUGGUCACUGUUUGUCAUGGAUACGUGGGCAGGUAUGACAUUGGGCAGGCCUAGUAUGGGUCGCUUUGGUCCUUACAUCACUGUCAAGCCACCAAAUUGCCGAGAUAAGGAAAAUUUUCUCGACAUCCUCCCGCUUGUAGAAAACAUCCGCUUCGCCAAGAUCGCAACGCAAGUCCAAGAGUCUCUAGCUGCUGCGCCACUAGUCAAGCAUCAGGAAAUGGCUCAUGCCGAUGCUCAACUCCUUGAUUGGUGGGAGAAUCUUCCACCCAUUCUCAAAGACCAUGAACCGUGCACGGAGUCGAUUAGUACCGUUCGCACCGUCAUGCGAUGGCGAUUCUACAAUCAGCGUAUGCUUAUUUAUCGUCCUACACUGCUGAGCUAUGCCAUGCGCCGUGUGCCAUACAUUGCACUCCGAGUUGAAGAGCGCACAGCAAUCGUCAAAUGUCGUGAAGUCGCGGAGCUCUCUAUACAAAAUAUCGCAGCUACAGCACAGUUCAACCAGCUGUGCGGCUGGAAUGCCGUCUGGUGGACUUUCCAAGCAUCCUUAGUACCCCUAGUGGGGCUAUUCCUCAACGACCCCACCACAGACGAUCCUCGCGCCUCGAUUGAAUCUUGUCAAGCGCAGGUUGAGACUGCCAUGACCACCCUCGCGCGGAUGUCAGCAUAUGGUCAUACUGCAAAGCGAUCCCUGGAUGCCGUGUCGCGGAUCUACGAGGCUAGCAAACGUGGUGAUGACUUGGCUACAUCCACUGCAGGAAUUAUCCCAACGAUCAUGUAUCCUGCCGGCCGGGACUUGAACUCCCUUUUCUCGCUACCUGAAUCUGCGCGUCUGGGAAUGGCGUUGAGUGAAAGCGGGAUUUCGGAUCCUCUUUCUGCCCCAUUCAUUGACGACUCUGGUCAAUAUCUUUGGGAAUACCUGAGCUGGAGUGACAAUAAUCUCUGGCCUGGGAUGGACCUUGAUAAUCGUGGCGAUGCCAUGGCUGUCUUGACACCGGACCAUGACAAGGGCUCUAAGUUUGCGGCGCAGCCAUAUUUCGAACCCUUUCCAGAUUCAUAUUUUGGCAAUCAGCCUUCUUAUUACUGA